This is a messenger RNA of Heterobilharzia americana, 198 nucleotides long. The record is from the annotation of a GenBank genome assembly. Lineage: Eukaryota; Metazoa; Platyhelminthes; Trematoda; Strigeidida; Schistosomatidae.
AUGCCACCAGCCAAAGCUAAGAAUCAUAUACCAGAAGGCACAGAUGAUAGACCACUUUAUUUGUGUAUUGAAGCUGUCAAUGAAAGACAAGUUGCUCUGGCUAAAAAAGAGAUCAUGCGUAUUAUUAAGGAAGAAUUAGUUAAAUUGAUGACUUCAGGACAUCUACAAAUAGCAGGAGAAAUAAGUCAAUCUUCAUGA